Molecule: messenger RNA, 2116 nt
Organism: Hypomesus transpacificus
Lineage: Eukaryota; Metazoa; Chordata; Actinopteri; Osmeriformes; Osmeridae
Product: forkhead box protein N3-like
Exons: 2
Coding region: 249-1052 (267 amino acids)
Biological process (GO): regulation of DNA-templated transcription
Cellular component (GO): nucleus
Molecular function (GO): DNA-binding transcription factor activity; cis-regulatory region sequence-specific DNA binding
Source: RefSeq, a predicted model, not a curated record
UGGAGAGAGAGGCAGCCCAGCCCUCUCUGCUUCGCCCCCGUGGUCAUGUGCGCACUUCUCAUUUGCUGACGAGCUAGUCGUUCUUUUCCAUCGCUUGAACGGAAGCUCGCAUACGGCUGUAUGUCGCUAUCGGGAACAGGGAGCUGACCGGAGCUGUGACAGAGCGCUAUGAUUUCAGACCGGACUACUACAUUCACUUAUCCCAGGCUGUUUUGGAAUAUGGCUGGGCAUUUUUAUGGAGGGAUUUAAUGGAAUUUACGCAGGACAGUCAGUUCCCAAGACGUGCUCUGUCUGAACACCUUGAAUUGCUGAUCGGAGUUUCGUCGGCUGUCCGAAUGGGUCCAGUCAUGCCCCCCAGCAAGAAGCCCGAGGGGAGCGGGAUCAGCGUGGCCAGCGCCAGCCUCAGCCAGUUCUACCAGGCCGGCUCUCUCUCCCGGGCGCUGCAGGAGGCCGAGGAGCUGGACCUGGUGCUGCCCGUCCCGCUGGCCUCGCCCGCCGUCAAGCUGGAGAAGGGCGGCGGCGGCGGGCUGGACGACGAGGAGCUCACCAACCUUAACUGGCUCCACGAGAGCAAAGACCUGCUGAACAGCUUCGGCGACCCCGUGCUGCGGAGCGUCAGCCCCGUGGGCGGGGAGUCGGCGGGCACCCGGGGCUGCCACGGCGACGAGGACGGGCUGCCGCCCUCGCCGGCCACGUCCGACUUGCCGUACGACGCCCAGAGGAACCCCAACUGCAAGCCGCCGUACUCGUUCAGCUGUCUGAUCUUCAUGGCCAUCGAAGACGCGCCCUCCAAGCGUUUGCCCGUCAAGGAGAUAUACAAUUGGAUCCUAGAGCACUUUCAGUAUUUUGCCAGCGCGCCCACUGGGUGGAAGAAUUCGGUCCGGCACAAUCUGUCGUUGAACAAGUGCUUCAGGAAGGUGGAUAAGGACCGGAGUCAGGUAAGGAGUGGCGAAAAUCACACACCCACACGCUGCACACACCUGAAUAUCAGCCAGACCCAUUUGGAAACAGAAGAGCAAGCGGAACAUCCGAAAAGGUGUGUUUGUUUCUAACACAACAAAGCACACGGCUAAUCAGUGAGAGGUGGGGUGGAGAGACAGUAGGCUCCCAUCUGUUGUAGAACUUUUAAUAUCAGUGUCAAAAUACUUUUAAAGAAAUACAAAAUAUGUUUUGGCAUUUUCAUGCUUGAAUGGACAGUAAAAGUAGGAAAAAGACAUGGAAGACAUGCCGGAUUUGAAUCCGGGCCAUUGCGGUAAUGCCUCAGCCAAAGUGGGACGCGCACUUAACCUGUGAGACACCGCAGCACCCCUAAGAGAAUCAUUUACAUGUUUUUGCAAGACCAGAAUCCCAGGACCUGUGUGAUGCAAGCCCUCGUCUGUGUUGCAUGGUUGAGAGAAAUGUAAUAAUUUGGAGUCAGUCGACCGGCCUUCGGAAGUAUUCAGAUCAUUUGGUUGAUGGGUUAGGUAAUAGUUUAUCAGAUGUUACUGAUGGAGUAUGUAUUGGUUGCGGGAAUAUACUUGGUGAGAUUGUGUGUGUGUGUGUGUGUCUGUGUGUGCCUGUGUGUUUGCAUGCGUGUCAAACACUAAAGCCGUUCCAUGUGACUCAUAGUUCACUGCCAUCUGCUCCUGGGCUGUGCUGCAAAGUAUAUUUUUUUGUAUAUAACUCUCCAUAGCAACAACAGUGCAAUUGACACGGAAAGUAAGCCGUUGCUGUAGCAACAGAGAAACUGAUGUGGCAACGUACAGCGUGUGUGUGUGUGUGUGCGUGUGUGUGUGCGGGUAAGGGAGGAGUGCGUGUUUGGGUGCACUUGUCUGGCAGGGCCUGUGCAUAAUGGCUUUAGUGUUCUAGGUUGGUGCGCAAGUGCAAGUACUGUUGUGUAUUUAGGCAUCGAGCAGCGCCCCCACAGCAAGCAUAUGUCUGUGGACUGCAUGCCUGGGCCAUACACCCAUGUGUGUGUGUGUGUGUGUGUGUGUGUGUGUGUGUGUGCUGGUGCCAGACACCCCAGCCUGACCUGUGCCAUCUCGUUGACCUAUGAACAGAACCCACGCUCUCUUUAACGCACGCACACACCCAAGCAUCAGCACAUCAAGUGUGCAUUCACACGGCGUGUUUGCCC